CAAAGUACGCAAAAUGGAACAGGUGCAUUUCCCGGAGGGAACAUCCCAGGCAGCCACCAUGCCCCUGGGGACUCCCAGCUUCCCACACGGCUUCCCCUGCGCGGCUGCAGCCCCACUUCUGGGCCGCGUGGACCGGGGCCUCGGCGCCCAUAGGGGUGCGGUGGCAGGGGCUGCACCCGGCACCCCCCAAACUGGCGCCUAUUUCCUAGGAUGCUCCUCCUCGUCCCCAAGAACGCAACAACCGUUAACGUUCCCGGAUGCUUUCCAGAGAAAUUGGAAGGGACGAAGCUCGGUUUGGCAUGCCCUUGCGCCCGCAGCUGUCCGGGACCAAGACACAGGGCGGAAAAGUCUGGAAGCCGCAGUCUGGGGUCGCGGCGGAGGACGACUACAACUCCCAUCGUGCAUCGACAGGCGGCGUCUGCGCACUGCGCGCCGGUUGCCCAUGCGGCCCUAGGGCUGGGAGCGCGGCGCCGCUCCGCUGCGGGGAAGGCCAUGGCGGAACCCUCCCAGGCCCCGGCCCCGGUUCCGACCGCGCAGCCCCGGCCCCUUCAGUCCGCAGCCCCUACUCCAGCUCCGACUCCUGCGCCCAGCCCCGCUUCAGCCCCGAUUCCGGCCCCCACGCCGGCACCAGCCGCUGCCCCAGUUGCAGCGCCGGCCGGGAGCACAGGGACUGGAGGGCCCGGAGUAGGAAGUGGGGGAACCGGGAGUGGGGGGGAUCCGGCGCGACCUGGCCUAAGCCAGCAGCAGCGUGCCAGCCAGAGGAAGGCGCAGGUCCGGGGACUCCCGCGCGCCAAGAAGCUUGAGAAGCUAGGGGUCUUCUCUGCUUGCAAGGCCAAUGAAACCUGCAAAUGUAAUGGCUGGAAAAACCCCAAGCCCCCCACUGCUCCCCGCAUGGACCUCCAGCAGCCGGCAGCUAACCUGGGCGAACUGUGCCGCAGCUGUGAGCACCCCUUGGCGGACCACGUGUCCCACCUGGAGAACGUGUCCGAAGACGAGGUGAACCGGUUGCUGGGCAUGGUGGUGGACGUGGAGAACCUGUUCAUGUCCGUUCACAAGGAGGAAGACACGGACACCAAGCAGGUCUAUUUCUACCUCUUCAAGCUACUGCGGAAGUGUAUCCUGCAGAUGACCCGGCCCGUGGUGGAGGGCUCCCUGGGCAGCCCCCCGUUUGAGAAGCCUAAUAUUGAGCAGGGAGUGCUGAACUUCGUGCAGUACAAGUUUAGUCACCUGGCGCCCCGGGAGCGGCAGACCAUGUUCGAACUCUCCAAGAUGUUCCUGCUUUGUCUUAACUACUGGAAGCUGGAGACACCCGCUCAGUUCCGGCAAAGGUCCCAAUCAGAGGAUGUGGCGACAUACAAGGUCAACUACACCAGAUGGCUGUGUUACUGCCACGUGCCCCAGAGCUGCGACAGCCUCCCUCGCUACGAGACCACACAUGUCUUUGGGCGGAGCCUGCUCCGUUCCAUUUUCACGGUGACCCGUCGGCAGCUGCUGGAGAAGUUCCGGGUGGAGAAGGACAAGCUGGUGCCAGAGAAAAGGACCCUCAUCCUCACACACUUCCCCAAAUUCCUGUCCAUGCUGGAAGAGGAGAUAUACGGGGCAAACUCUCCCAUCUGGGAGUCGGGCUUCACCAUGCCACCCUCAGAGGGCACACAGCUGGUGCCCCGACCCGCCACGGUCAGCGCCACCACAGUGCCCAGUGCCCCCAUCUUCAGCCCUGCCACGGCCGGGGGCAGCAACAGUUCCCUGAGUUUGGAUUCUGCAGGAGCCGAGCCAAUGCCAGCAGGGGAGAAGAGGAAACUGCCGGAGAAUCUGACCCUGGAAGACGCCAAGCGGCUCCGUGUGAUGGGCGACAUCCCCAUGGAGCUGGUCAAUGAGGUCAUGCUGACCAUCACUGACCCUGCUGCCAUGCUGGGGCCCGAGACGAGCCUACUGUCAGCCAAUGCCGCCCGGGACGAGACUGCCCGUCUGGAGGAACGCCGCGGGAUCAUUGAGUUCCACGUCAUCGGCAACUCACUGACACCCAAAGCCAACCGGCGGGUGCUGCUGUGGCUGGUGGGCCUGCAGAACGUCUUCUCCCACCAGCUGCCGCGCAUGCCCAAGGAGUACAUUGCCCGCCUGGUCUUUGACCCGAAGCACAAGACCCUGGCUUUGAUCAAGGAUGGGCGGGUCAUUGGUGGGAUCUGCUUCCGCAUGUUCCCCACCCAGGGCUUCACGGAGAUUGUGUUUUGUGCCGUCACCUCCAAUGAGCAGGUCAAGGGCUAUGGGACGCAUCUCAUGAACCACCUGAAGGAAUAUCACAUCAAACACAACAUCCUGUACUUCCUCACCUACGCUGACGAGUACGCCAUUGGCUACUUCAAAAAGCAGGGCUUCUCCAAGGAUAUCAAAGUGCCCAAGAGCCGCUACCUGGGCUACAUCAAGGACUACGAGGGUGCCACGCUGAUGGAGUGUGAGCUGAACCCCCGGAUCCCCUACACGGAGCUGUCACACAUCAUCAAGAAGCAGAAAGAGAUCAUCAAGAAGCUGAUUGAGCGUAAGCAGGCGCAGAUCCGCAAGGUGUACCCUGGGCUCAGCUGCUUCAAGGAGGGCGUGCGACAGAUCCCCGUGGAAAGCGUACCUGGCAUCCGAGAGACUGGCUGGAAGCCGCUGGGGAAAGAGAAGGGGAAGGAGCUGAAGGACCCCGAUCAGCUCUACACAACCCUCAAGAACCUACUGGCCCAGAUCAAGUCCCACCCCAGUGCCUGGCCAUUCAUGGAACCCGUGAAGAAGUCAGAGGCCCCCGACUACUACGAAGUCAUCCGCUUUCCCAUUGACCUGAAGACCAUGACAGAGCGGCUGCGCAGCCGCUACUAUGUGACCCGGAAGCUGUUUGUGGCUGACCUGCAGCGGGUCAUCGCCAACUGUCGGGAAUACAACCCCCCGGACAGUGAGUACUGCCGCUGUGCCAGCGCGCUGGAGAAGUUCUUCUACUUCAAGCUCAAGGAGGGAGGCCUCAUCGACAAGUAGCCCCGGCCUGGGGCCACAUCCCCAGCUCAGGCAGCUCCAGCUCGGAUUCCAUCGAUUCUGACCUCUGCUUCCCAGGGCGCCCAGCCCGGAUGCUGCUGCCUUGCUGGGGCCUGAAGCAUCCAGGUGCCCAUGACCACUGCGCCUGACCUCGCGGAGAGGACACCGACUGGGGCAUGGGGGCGGGGUGGAGGUGACCCGAGGAGGAGCUGCCUGGUCUGCCCUGUGCCCCACGGAGUGACGGGGGCAGGACUUCUGGGCCUAGUCCUCCCCGAGAUGAGCAGUAGGCUUGGGGCUGGAGGGGCCUGAGGGGCCCAGCCUUGCCUUGCUCUGUUCUGUCAGUUUGUGUCCCCGCCAAAAGUGGGGUCAUGGGGACCAUUAUUUCCUGAUAUUAAUCCCUUGGAGGGAACAAUAAAGUUGUUUUUGUUCUUUUUUUUUUUUUU
Messenger RNA from Ochotona princeps (American pika), 3449 nucleotides. RefSeq names its product lysine acetyltransferase 2A (gene KAT2A). The transcript has 18 exons. Lineage: Eukaryota; Metazoa; Chordata; Mammalia; Lagomorpha; Ochotonidae. Gene Ontology annotation, molecular function: histone H3 acetyltransferase activity; protein binding. Gene Ontology annotation, cellular component: nucleus; histone acetyltransferase complex. The record is from RefSeq and is a predicted model, not a curated record. Gene Ontology annotation, biological process: chromatin remodeling; positive regulation of transcription by RNA polymerase II. The coding region runs from base 211 to 3009 and encodes 932 amino acids.